This is a messenger RNA of Nicotiana attenuata, 702 nucleotides long. RefSeq lists its product as uncharacterized. Bases 1 to 702 code for a protein of 233 amino acids. The transcript has a single exon. The record is from RefSeq and is a predicted model, not a curated record. NCBI's taxonomy places the organism in Eukaryota, Viridiplantae, Streptophyta, Magnoliopsida, Solanales, Solanaceae.
AUGCGGGUUAACGCGCUGUUGGAGGUUUGGGGACAAACCUUGGAGUCUAAAGAUUUCAAGUUGAGCAAGACCAAAACAGAAUACUUGGAUUGCAAAUUUAGUGACGAGAUUCAUGAAAUAAACAUAGAUGUGAAGCUUGAUACUCAAGUUAUCCCCAAUAGAGGUAGUUUCAAGUAUCUCGGGUCUAUUGUCCAAGGUAAUUGGGACAUCGACAAGGAUGUCACGCAUCGUAUUGGAGCGGGAUGGAUGAAAUUGAGGCUCGCAUCCGAUGUUCUAUGUGAUAAGAAUGUGCCACCAAAACUUAAGGGUAUAUUUUACAGAGUAGUGGUCCGAUCAGUUAUGUUGUAUGGGGCUGAGUGUUGGUUAGUCAAGAACUCCCAUGUGCAAAAGAUGAGAGCAGCUGAGAUGAAGAUGUUGAGAUGGAUGAUUGCCUGUACCAAGAAAGAUAAGAUUAGGAAUAAAGUUAUUCAGGAUAAAGUGGGAGUGGCCUCCGUGAAGGACAAGAUGUGGGAGUCAAGGCUGAGAUGGGGGCAUGUUAACAGGAGAAGCAUUAAUGCUCCUGUUAGAAAGUGUGAGAGGCUGACCAUGACGGGUUUGAAAAGAGGUCAAGGUAAGCUAAAGAAGUGCUGGGGAGAGGUGAUUAGGCAGGACAUGGCGCUGCUCCACCUUAGUGAGGACAUGACCUUUGAUAGGAAGGUGUGA